GCAAACAACUGUGAUAUGGCUGCAUGCUAAGAACUACAAUAUACAGUUAGCGGCGCACACAUACGCAACCAACUUGCGAAUACACACUCACACACUUAGGCUUCAAUACAUUCGACCGCGAGCAAAUUGCGCAUGCGUCAAUGGCGAUAAUAAGAUAUGUGCCCACGCAAGAUGUCGCCAGCAGCAUCGGUAGUACGAACACCACCACGAUCACUACCACCAACCACAACAGCAACAACAAUGACAGCAAUAACAAUAGCUACCUACCGUAUGCACGGAAUAGCAGCAGUAGAGUCGCCGCGCCGGCUGAACCAGCCGUCAACGUCAACAACUCACUCUACUACUGGGAGUUUGCUGCGGAAGAGUUGCCUGAGUUCUCACUGGUCGCACCAGAGUUAGAACCUUCCAUACAACAACUCGCCGCUGCAGCCCAAGAACCCGCGUCAUCCUCCUCGUACUCAUAUCAAGAAACGAAUGCCCGCACGGACAAUCACACGACUGAGGUGCAAGGCGAGCCACCGCCUUCUUUCUACACAAGUUUCAAUAUUUCCGAUGAUAUCUUCGAUUAUUUUAAUGGAUUUCUCGAAAGCACCGAGCAGCAGCAGCAACAACAACCAUUGUUGACCACCACCAGCACAGAGAGCGUAACGAACGCGAUCAGCAAUAGCGUGGCCACGGCGAACUUAACGCUCACCACGUACGUACAGACUGUUAGUAAUGGCUCACGUGACCCAGCAUUGGGUGAAUUUCUCUGUCUACUACCCAAUGAGCGUAUUUCGUUGCUGUCAUUUCUGUUUCUCUUCUCCUUCGCCACCGUGUUCGGCAAUGCACUGGUGAUACUGGCUGUGGUACGCGAACGCUAUCUGCACACGGCCACGAAUUACUUCAUCACAAGUUUGGCGGUAGCCGAUUGUCUGGUGGGCCUGGUUGUGAUGCCCUUGUCGGCGCUGUACGAAGUGCUCGAGAAUACGUGGUUUUUCGGCACCGACUUUUGUGAUAUCUGGCGCUCAUUGGAUGUGCUCUUCAGCACCGCUUCCAUUUUGAAUUUAUGUGUGAUAUCAUUGGAUCGUUAUUGGGCCAUAACGGACCCAUUCUCCUAUCCGAUGCGUAUGACGGGAAGGCGCGCCGCCUUUCUGAUAUGCGCCGUGUGGGUGUGUUCGAGUACCAUUAGUUUUCCAGCGAUUGUGUGGUGGCGUGCGGCGCGCGACGGUGAGAUGCCCGCUUAUAAGUGCACGUUUACGGAGCAUCUUGGCUAUUUGGUCUUCUCAUCGACGAUUUCAUUUUACCUGCCACUACUAGUUAUGGUCUUCACCUAUUGUCGCAUCUAUCGUGCUGCGGUCAUACAGACACGUUCGCUGAAAAUCGGCACCAAGCAAGUGCUGAUGUCAUCGGGUGAACUGCAAUUAACCUUGCGCAUACAUCGCGGCGGCACGACACGUGAACCUUCGACAAGCGCGUCGCAUCAUCCGACAAUUCAUGGCUCGUUGGGUGGCGCACCGAGCGGCGAUGGCUUGCAACAUCAUCGCCAUCAUUCACAUCAACAUUCGACGCUUCACAAUCACAGCGCAUCGGGCACGACGACUUCAACGCCCGAGGAGCCUGACGAUGAACCACUAUCGGCGUUGCAUAAUAAUGGUCUGGCACGUCACAGGCAUAUGGGUAAAAAUUUCUCCUUGUCGCGUAAGUUGGCGAAAUUCGCCAAAGAGAAGAAAGCAGCCAAGACGUUGGGUAUAGUGAUGGGUGUGUUCAUCGUGUGUUGGCUGCCGUUCUUCGUUGUUAAUUUGCUAUCCGGUUUAUGUGUGGAGUGCAUCGAACAUGAAGAGAUAGUGUCGGCAGUGGUCACAUGGUUGGGCUGGAUCAAUUCAUGCAUGAAUCCGGUGAUAUACGCUUGUUGGAGUCGAGACUUCAGGAGAGCAUUUGUGCGUCUGCUGUGCGUUUGCUGCCCGCGUGGAGUACGCCGCAAAUACCAACCGACAAUGCGUUCCAAAUCGCAGAGAUUUGCGACGCGCCGUUGCUAUUCGACAUGCUCACUGCAUGGCAUUCAACAUGUGCGACACAACUCCUGCGAACAGACAUAUAUCUAGUGUUAGUUGAAUGGGUUCUGGUGCGACAAACGCCAAGGGGCCGUCAUUAGAGGCAUGCGAAUGCUCAAAUACAAAUACAAGCUCAAACAAAUCAGACAAAAUGAAAAAAUCAUAAAACAGAAACAGAAACAGAAACAGAAGCAAAAACAGAGCGACGUGGCAUAAUGUGCAAAUGAAUGAAUUAGCGGUGUAAAAUGGCGGCAAACCAAGCAAGCGCCACUACCAAUACAAAGAC
This is a messenger RNA of Bactrocera tryoni, 2319 nucleotides long. It is a transcript of the gene Dop1R2, whose product is annotated as dopamine receptor 2. Gene Ontology annotation, cellular component: membrane. The transcript has 3 exons. Gene Ontology annotation, biological process: adenylate cyclase-activating adrenergic receptor signaling pathway. Lineage: Eukaryota; Metazoa; Arthropoda; Insecta; Diptera; Tephritidae. The record is from RefSeq and is a predicted model, not a curated record. Gene Ontology annotation, molecular function: G protein-coupled receptor activity. The coding region runs from base 141 to 2084 and encodes 647 amino acids.